Molecule: messenger RNA, 1425 nt
Organism: Elaeis guineensis (African oil palm)
Lineage: Eukaryota; Viridiplantae; Streptophyta; Magnoliopsida; Arecales; Arecaceae
Cellular component (GO): cytoplasm
Molecular function (GO): aldehyde-lyase activity
Source: RefSeq, a predicted model, not a curated record
UCAAGGGUGGGACGGCAUCAGAUUCCCAGUUCCUUAGCACCGCCGUCUUGUUCUCAUUCUCGCCAUCGCUCUCACGCUGAUACCCGGAGGUCCGACUUCCCCGCUGUUUUCCUAGCGUGGAAAUCCAUGGCGGCCGUCUCCUCCUUCUCCACCACCAUCACCGCCACCGCUGCCACCGGUGGCCAAAGAAACCCCCCUCCCUUCUUGUCCAAAACCCUAAAUCCCCCAAACCCCUCUUUCCUCCACCUCAGAUCCAAUCAAACCCUCGCUCCUGUCUCCAUCUCCAUCACCCCCCAAUCUUCCAAGAAACGAGCCUCCUUUUCUCGAAUUAGAGCCGCCUCCUCCUCCCUGGAUCCAGAUCCCGGCUCCCUCACUCACCAUUCGCGGACCCUCAAGUCCCGCCUCGCCGCCGGCGAGACCCUCUACGGCCUCUUCCUCUUGAGCUUCUCCCCGUCCCUCGCCGAGAUUGCCGGACUGGCCGGGUACGACUACGUGGUCGUCGACAUGGAACACGGCCCCGGCGGCAUCGCCGAGGCCCUCCCCUGCCUCCGCGCCCUCGCUGCCGCCCACACUCCAGCCAUCCUCCGCCUCCCGGAGCCCUCCGCAGCCUGGGCCAAGAAGGCCCUCGACCUCGGCCCCCAGGGCCUCAUGUUCCCCAUGAUCGAAACCCCCGCCGACGCCGAGCUCGCUGUCUCCUACUCCCGCUUCCCUCCGCGUGGCGUCCGGGGGUCCGCCCACACGGUUGUGCGCGCCUCCGCCUACGGCAUUGACGACGGGUACCUGGCACGGGUGGAGGAGGAGCUGCUGGUGAUGUGCCAGGUGGAGACGGUGGCGGGCGUGGCGGAGAUCGAGGCGAUCGCCGCCGUCGAGGGGGUCGACGUGGUGCAGAUGGGGCCUUUGGAUCUGAGCGCGAGCAUGGGGUAUCUGUGGGAUCCGGGGAACCGGAAGGUGAGGGAGGUGAUGAAGGACGCAGAGAGGAGGGUUCUGGGGAUGAGGAAGAAGGUUGUGGCGGCGGAGGCGGCAGCGGAGGGCGGCAGCGGCGAAAGGGGGCCGUACCUUGGGGGGUUUGCGAUGCCGCACGAUCGGCCGGAGGAUAUGAAGAUGAGAGGGUAUCAUAUGGUGGCCGGGGCGGUGGAUCUGGGGAUAUUCCGGCAGGCGGUGGUGGAGGACGUGCGGCGGUUCCGGAGCGCGGAGGUGGAGAUCGGGGAGGAGGACGACGAGGACGAGGCCAAGGACGAGGAGUACUGGAGCGAGUGAGGUGAGUUAAGUGUCGGGUCAGCUUACGAUAGAAGUGAGUCGCCAUGGCAACUUUUUCCUUUUUUUUCUCUUUAGUUUUUUAGGUUUUUUUUUUUUUUGGCCCGAGGAGGAGAUGUCAAGUAAUAAGAGGUUAUUUGUAAUAAAAAGAAAAAAAAAGUUUGCUCACGA